Molecule: messenger RNA, 12778 nt
Organism: Oncorhynchus nerka (sockeye salmon)
Lineage: Eukaryota; Metazoa; Chordata; Actinopteri; Salmoniformes; Salmonidae
Product: insulin receptor-like
Exons: 20
Coding region: 1106-5191 (1361 amino acids)
Biological process (GO): positive regulation of MAPK cascade; positive regulation of phosphatidylinositol 3-kinase/protein kinase B signal transduction; multicellular organism development
Cellular component (GO): axon; insulin receptor complex; plasma membrane
Molecular function (GO): phosphatidylinositol 3-kinase binding; insulin receptor activity; insulin receptor substrate binding
Source: RefSeq, a predicted model, not a curated record
UGGAGAAAAAAAGGUGGGAACCUGAGAGGUGCUGUAUACGGUAAUCGAAGUUUUUCCCACAUAGCAGUUUAUUAUGCCAUUAAGUUUGUUUACCUCAUAUUUCUGAUUCUGACAGCGGUUAAUUAUUUAUUUAAUUGCCGGUUUUGAAGCUUCGUUGUUUAUAUGAGCUGUUUUGCCAGAUUAUCUGAAGACGGGAGUUCUCACAGUUUUUAGCAAUGUGCUGGAAGCGGGGGGAUAUUUGUUUAGUGGCUAAACGUAAUGUUCGCUGGAUCCAUUUUUUUUUUUUUUGGGGGGGGGGUGUUUUUCAUGUUGUCGUGGGCUGGCUGUAGCGACUGAAUCAGUUCAGAGGAAGGUCGUUCAAAUAUUAUCCACGUUUUUCCUGCACGUAUCCACAUUUCUUGGGAUGUGUUCACAUUUUUCCUCUCACGUUUUAAAACUAGGUGUUUUUCCUGUGAUACGGCGAAGAAGUGCAACAUUGGAGUGCAUGAAACACUCAGCGACCUGUGGAUUACAGCAAGCUAGCCAAGGUUAGCUAGCUUCUUGGGUCUAUAGAAGUUCGGCUACAUAGCUGGAUUUUUGGAAAGAAGAGGACACCCAGAUUUCUAAAUUAUCAAGCAUUAAUCUUAAAGAAUUGCUUUAUAAUACGGAAAUACGGUCUCUGAGUGCCUUUCAACAGUGGGACCUCGUUUAUCGUGGAAUGAGGCCGUGGCUAGUUACUUUCUAGUUUAGCUAACGUUAGCGGUGUGGGAUUUAUUUUUUCUCGAAUCGGAAUACUUUAAAAAGAAAAAUCAAACAUUAAAGUGAACUAUCCCAUACAAUUGUGGGAAAUGACUAUUUUUAUUCUCAAAUGUGUCGCCAGAACACACGAUCAAGCUAUUUAGUGGUAAUUUUUUUCAGGGAGAACCGAAAUCCCAAAGUUAGCUGAGAAGAUAUUGCUGUUAAUUAAGAUACAACCACGUUGGACCCCUGGCCCCUUUUUAAGGGGGCUAACUGGACUAGCUAGCUUGAUUUAUCUUCUCCUUUUGAAAACUUUUUGUUUGUAUUGGAUUUCUUAAACGAACUUUGGAUAUCUUCAAAACACACAGAGAACACACUCGAAGUCACAAUGCGGCUUGGGACUUCAGCGGUUGUUUUGGUUACUUUUAUCUACAUUGGAUGUCAGUGUGUCCUAACAAAUGGAGAAAUCUGUCAGAGUAAGGAUAUCCGUAACAACGUGACCAACCUGCAGUUAUUAGAGAACUGCACAGUAAUUGAGGGCCACUUGAAGAUCCUCCUCAUGUUCAAGGCCAAGCCCGAGGACUUCAGGGGCCUCAGCUACCCCAAGCUGACCAUUGUCACCGACUUCCUCCUCCUAUUUAGGGUCUAUGGUCUAGAGUCCCUCAGCAAUCUGUUCCCCAACCUGACGGUGAUCCGAGGCAACAACCUGUUCUUCAACUACGCCCUGGUUCUGUUUGAGAUGGUGGACCUUAAGGAGCUGGGGCUCCAGAGCCUCAUGAACAUCACCCGGGGAGCCGUGAGGGUGGAGAAGAACCCGGACCUCUGCUACCUCUCCACCCUGGACUGGUCCAAGAUCCUGGACACAGUGGAGGACAAUUACAUUGUGGCCAAUAAGAAUGACCGGGAGUGUGGGGAUGUGUGCCCAGGCACGGCCUAUGGGAAGACCACCUGUCCUCAGACUACCAUCAAUGGACACUUUGGAGAGCGCUGCUGGACUCAGAACCACUGCCAGAGAAUGUGUCCCUCCACCUGUAAGCAUCGGGCCUGUACCCAGCAUGGCCACUGCUGCCACGACCAGUGCCUGGGAGGCUGCUUGGAGGCAGGCAAAGCCAGCAGCUGUGUGGCCUGCCAGAACCUCCAGCACCAGGACACCUGUGUGGACCACUGUCCCCAGGGAUACUACAUCUUCAAGGGCUGGCGCUGCGUCUCUCUCUCCUUCUGCCAGGACCUUCACAACCAGUGCAAGAAUGGAAAGAGCAGCGACUGCCAUGAGUACGUCAUCCACAACAAAGCCUGCAUCCCAGAGUGCCCCUCAGGGUACACCACCAUCAACUCUACCGCGUUGAACUGUACCCCGUGUGCGGGGCUGUGUCCUAAGAUGUGUACAGGGCUGAAGACAGUGGACUCUGUGACAGCAGCCCAGGCUUUGAGAGGAUGCACCGUGCUCAACGGCAGCCUGAUCAUCAAGAUCCGUGGAGGGAACAACAUAGCAGCAGAGCUGGAGGCUAACCUGGGUCAGCUGGAGGAGAUAACAGGCUACCUGACCAUCAAGAGAGCCUAUGCCCUUGUCUCUCUCUCCUUCCUCCGCAAGCUACACAUCAUCCGUGGAGAGACGCUGACCCAAGAUGGGAACUACUCGUUCUACGCGCUUGACAACCAGAACCUGCGUCAGCUGUGGGACUGGAACAAACACAACCUGACCAUCCUUCAGGGACGCAUGUUCUUCCUUCACAACGCCAAGCUGUGCAUGUCUGAGAUCCGCAAGAUGGAGGAGGUGACGGGCACCAAGGGGAGAGACAUCAAGAAUGAAAUCGCCGGCAGGACCAAUGGAGACCAGGCCUCCUGUGAGAACCAGGUGCUGAAGUUCACCACGGUGCGCACGCAGUCAGACAAGAUCCUCAUCAAGUGGGAACCCUUCUGGCCGCCUGACUUCAGAGACCUACUAGGCUUCAUGGUCCUCUACAAAGAGGCGCCCUAUAAGAAUGUGACAGAGUUUGAUGGCCAGGAUGCGUGUGGCUCUAACAGCUGGGUGAUAGCUGACAUAGACCCUCCACCCCGGGCCUCGGAGGGGAAGGAGCAGGGAGAGCCUGGCUACCUCAUCCAUACUAUGAAACCCUAUACCCAGUACGCCAUCAUGGUCAAGACCCAGCUCUCCGCCUCAGAUGAACACCAGGUCCUCGGGGCCAAGAGUGAGAUCAUCUACGUCCGCACCAAUGCCACCAAGCCGUCGGUGCCGCUGGACCCCAUCUCAUCAUCCAACUCGUCCUCUCAGAUCAUCCUGAAGUGGAAGCCCCCCACGGACGCCAAUGGCAACAUCACUCACUACCUGGUGUUCUGUCAGCAGCAGCCCGAGGACAGCGACCUCUACAAGUUUGACUACUGUCAAAAAGGAAUGAAGCUGCCGUCGCGGGUGCCUACCCAUCUGGACACUGACGAGGAGCAAAAGUGGAACCAGACAGACGAGUCUGGGCCAGGGAACCGCUGCUGUGCCUGCCCCAAAACAGACACCCAGCUCAAGAAGGAGGCUGAGGAGUCUGAGUACCGCAAGACCUUCGAAAACUACAUCCACAAUGAAGUGUUUAAAGUCAGACCGUCUCGUCGGCGCCGCUCAGUGGGCGUGGCCAACGCCACCCUUCCGCACUUCCUGACCACUCCCCCCACCCUGCCCAACACGUCCACCACGCCCAGCCCAGAUGGCGAGGGGGUGGAGGGCUCUAAGGUGACGUUGGUGGUGUAUGCCAAGGAGUCGACCGUCAUCUCCAACCUGCGUCACUUUACCAGCUACCAGAUAGAGAUCCAUGCCUGCAACCACCCCACAGACCCCCAACGCUGCAGCAUGGCUACCUACGUCAGCGCCCGCACCAUGCCCGAAAAGAAAGCUGAUGACAUUGUGGGCCAGGUGACCCAUGAGAUGGUGUCGGAGCACCCAGAGUCUGUCCACAUCAAGUGGCUGGACCCCAAAGCCCCCAAUGGCAUGAUCAUCCUGUACGAGGUCAACUACAAGAGGUUGGGAGACCUUGAGGAGCUGCAUCACUGCGUGUCCAGGAAGGCCUACACCCAGAUCGGCGGCUGCAGGCUGAGAGUGGUGCAUCCUGGGAACUACACCGUGAGGAUACGUGCCACAUCGCUGGCAGGAAACGGCUCCUGGACUGAACCCACCUUCUUCUUCAUGCCCGACAAGGACACCACUUCACUGAAGAUUAUCAUUGGCUCAGUCAUCUGCUUCAUCCUGCUGCUAUUCGUAGGAGGUGGAGUCUUCAUGAUCUUCAAGAAGAAACAAACUGAGGGACCCACUGGACCUCUGAUCGCCUCGUCCAACCCAGAGUACCUGAGCGCCAAUGACAUGUACGUGCCUGAUGACUGGGAGGUGGCGAGGGAGAAGAUCAACAUCUUGAAGGAGUUGGGUCAGGGCUCAUUUGGCAUGGUCUACGAGGGCAUCGCCAAGGACAUUGUGAAGGGCGAGCCGGACACGCGUGUGGCGGUGAAGACGGUCAACGAGUCGGCCAGUCUGAGAGAGAGGAUAGAGUUCCUCAACGAAGCGUCGGUCAUGAAGGCCUUUAGCUGCCACCACGUGGUGCGUCUGCUGGGGGUGGUGUCUAAAGGCCAGCCCACUCUGGUGGUGAUGGAGCUGAUGACCCACGGGGAUCUGAAGAGCUUCCUGCGCUGCCUCCGACCAGACUCUGAGAAUAACCCCACAGGGAAUCCCCCUCCCACACUGAAGGAGAUGAUUCAGAUGGCGGGGGAGAUAGCAGACGGCAUGGCCUACCUCAACGCCAAAAAGUUUGUCCACAGAGAUCUGGCCGCCAGGAACUGCAUGGUGGCUGAGGACAACACCGUCAAGAUCGGAGACUUUGGCAUGACCAGAGACAUAUAUGAGACGGAUUACUACCGUAAGGGAGGGAAGGGUCUGCUUCCUGUCAGGUGGAUGGCUCCUGAAUCUCUGAAGGACGGAGUGUUCACCGCACAUUCAGACUGCUGGUCAUUUGGUGUGGUAUUGUGGGAGGUCAGCACCCUAGCAGAGCAGCCUUACCAAGGCCUGUCCAACGAACAGGUCCUCAAGUUCGUCAUGGACGGAGGAUACCUAGACAAACCAGAGAACUGCGUAGAGAGGAUCCACAACCUGAUGUCGAUGUGCUGGCAGUACAACCCCAAGAUGCGUCCCACCUUCCAGGAGAUCAUCGAGAUGUUGAAGGAGGAUGUUCACCCCAGCUUCCAGGAGGUCUCCUUCUUCUACAGCGAGGAGAACAAGCUCCCCGAGACAGAGGAGUUUGACUUGGACCUGGAGAACAUGGAGAGCAUCCCACUGGACCCAUCGUCCUACUCCCAGAGAGAGGACAGCGACAGUGUAUCCAGAGACAAUGGAUCCAGCCAGAACCUAAGGGGCAACUAUGAGGAACACGUGCCCUACGCACACAUGAACGGUGGCAAGAAAAACGGACGAAUCCUAUCAUUGCCGAGAUCCAGCCCUUCCUAACAUUUCCUAAGGUUUUCUUCCUCCUUUCAAACUAUUUAAGUUGUUUAACUCUUGCAGAAACCCUUAAGAAAACUGAUCUCAGGACAUGUAUUUUCUUCCUCACAGCUGCCAAGCAUGGUGGGACACACAAUGCAAACAUUUUGGUAUAUGUUGAAAGACAUUUUUGCAUUUAUCCAGAAUCAUCUACUACAACUAUCUACUAUCUUUAUUUUUUUGUUCACUAUUGCCAUGUUUCCAGGACUGGUUGAUGGAAAAAGAAGAAAAAAACUGUGAACACUUCUUGCCCUUUCCACGCUGCCCCAUCUCUCUUCCAUUCUCUUGAAAACCUUUUCAGAUAGUGGCCUUUUUAUUUGUGGCCUGUUAACAAAGAGAAGUGUCCAUCAAUACUUGUAUUAAUUUCCUUUGAAUUUCCUUUGAAAUUAGAUAAGGUUUGAACCAUGGGACGGCAUAAACUCUCUAGAACAAAUGUCUAUUCGUAGAGAAACUUUUUAUUUAAUUUUUUUUGUGCAGAAUUCCAAACUUUACGGAGAUUAUUUUGGUUGUUUGGUGAAUAGUUCUAAUUUAUUAGCAUUUUUUGUCUAAUUUUUUCAGUUUUAUUUCUGAGUCCUCACAUUAUGGCUGAAGGAUAUUUAAACAGUUAAAAGUUGGGCAAAAUAGUUCCUCAGACUGACCAAUAGCUGCUGCUUUCAUAUAUUUUUGUGGAUAUAGAAUAUAUAAUAUAUAUAGUAUAUAUGGAAUAUUUGGUAUUUAUAUCAAUAUUUUAUAUAGAAUAUAUACAAUAUAGAUGUUUUUGUACAUAUUUCUUAUUUGUAAUGUUUUCAUCUGAGGCUUUUCUGGUAAGAUGGGGGGGGGUUUUCGGUCUUUUCUCUCUCUCUAACCCCAGAUAUCACACUAAUCGGCCGCCAGUGCUCUGUUGUCUUAGACCUCCACACGUGGUUUUACUUCUCUUUCAACCCCUCAGGAGAACCCUGUUCUCCUCAGCAACAAAGGGCAGCCCACUAUUUUAGAAAAAUCAUGGCAUCUUUCAAAUGUUGUUCGUCCUGUCAGUAGAAGCGUUUGGGUGGGCCACUAUGCUAAAAUGACAAGAACCAAAAACUGAAAUGGGAAUGAAUGGUGCCUUGGUCUGAUGGAGCCAUGGUGUAGAUGUCCAUGUUGUGUUAAAAUGUGUCUGUUUGGUUGAUCAUUAGCGAUCUGUUUGAUUGAUUGAUGUUAUCGGUGGGGCUAGAAAUGUGAUGUCUGCUUGCUUGGACAGUUUGUCUUGGCCUGAUGAUUGUACUUGGCUUGUGCGCUCUUGGCUUGUGCUGUUGGUAGUGGGGUUUUAUAGGGUUAUAGUUGGGUCAUAGGAGACCCAUCUACCUAUCUAUCUCCUCCACUGGAGUCAGAAGCCCAUAUAGGUGGAUGUAUUGCAGGACCACAUACCAUCAGGGCUUUGAGAGAGAUAUAAUGCAGUGCUUCACAUGGGUAACGAGCAUCAGCUCUACUCCAGCACAACCCCCAUGUCCUCAGACAACUGGGUUUGUUUUGACCCUACCACCACCCUACGCCCUCUCCCCACAUAACGAUCGCCUCAUUGGCUGUAAUGUUCGCUGACACAGGAAGGAGGUCAGAAUCAGGCUGCUGGUGGAAUUUUCCAUGUUACUGUGGUUGAAUGCUUUUGAUUUUGAACAUUUUGGAAAGUUCCUAUUGCAUUCAGAGUCCACAGCGGGCAGCAGCGAAAGAGAGGGAGGGAGCCGUUAGAUGAAGGUGUGUGCGUGUCGGUGUGUACUAACGGAGAGAGGUGGUGUACAGGUGGUGGUAUGUUAUGAGUCAGGACACGCUGUAGCUGUACAACAAGUGCUGCUUUACCCCCAGGGCUGGGCUAACAUUCUACUAUUGGCAGUGGAGACCGUGUUCGGACUUGCUGUGUGCCCGUUAUUCACAACCCCUUCUCCCUUCCACCCGAAAGAAAAAGAUAUUGAACUUAUUUCCCCCUGCUUUUAAUUUGGGUUUCUUUCAAUCCCACACCCUCCCAUUUGGAUUGUGGUGUACCCCUCCCCACAAUUUGGAUUGUAACCCAUCACUCUAAUAUCUAAAGAUGGGUUGUGAAAGUGUAAACCUCUGUCCAUUUACAUUCAUAUUAUUAAGUUCCAUACAGACAUUUAAACAUUCCUGUCAGCUUCUUCCCAGCACAAGACAAAGUCCUGAUUUGUUUUUAAAGUAUACACACACUUAUUCUAUGUGGCACAAAUCACAAAUUGGUCUUAACUACAUAAAGAUUGAUUGAAAAGUGUCUACAUGGCAUUCCCAUUGAGAAGCACAAAUAGCCCAAUCAUUAGUAGUUCACACACACACACACGUCUCUAUUUGUCCCAUUAUCCCUCCCUCUAGCCAAAGGCAGUGAUACUCAUUGUCUAUUGUCAGAAGCAUUGAUAAGGGACAGAAAAGCACAGACAGGAGCUAAGGGUAAGUCAAUCUGACCAGCAGUUUGAGCCUGUGUGGCUGUUAAGAGCUUACAGUUAUAGGCCUGGUGUUAUUAACCCUAACCUGCCCAUUCAUCUUCGCCCAGUUAUCACUGUUUACCCCUCUAUGUCUGUAUGUCUGUCUGUAUCGGCGAUGGUGGAACCGCAUCAGCCUCCACCCAGUGCCUUCUCAACCAACCACAGACCAGAGAGAUGGCUGUACAUUGCACAGGCUGGUUACUGUUUGUUUGUUGGCACAUACUCAUGUUAAUGCGUGUAGCUACAGUGUGUGUGUGUGUAUUUAUACAUGUUAGACAGAGUGAGAGAAAUACGACUCGUAGAUGGGAGCUAAAUCCAUACCGUAAAUCUCAAGUAGUACUUAGAGAUGAUGAGAAAGAUAUGACAGUUGCUAAAUAACUUCUAUCUCUCUGUUUCUACGGGGAACAUCGGCUUGUGAGAGAGGUAUGUGGCUAGUUUUUGGUCAGUUGUUGUAAGGGUUGAAUGGCAAGUUAAUUUAGUGCUAUGGUGUUCAAAGUUUAAGCAAUGUUAAACCACCUUUCUGGUUCUCGCUGAUUCUUGAUCUACUCCACUUACUCGAAUGCCCCCCAAAAUGUUAGUUUUUUUUCCUCAAUCAGUUACACUCUCAUACAUUUUUACUUUGUAAAUACUAAAGAAUAUAUUGUCUGGAAAAAAAGAGUGAAAAAGUGGGAAACCUCCCUCACAACUGUGCAUACAGUACAUGCCCAUAACGAGAGAUAAAUGGUGGAUCUCUACAUAUGACCAUUGUCUCUUUAUGGCGGUGUAUACAAGUGUAUGCAAUUUUCAAUUCAGAAGAUCACCAUCAUCUUUGAAAAAUUACAGAUAUUUAAUAUUUUAUUUAUUGUAUUAUUGUAUAUAUAAAAAAAAAACACUGUUCGCUUUUUGUCCGUUUUUUAAAUAUUGAAAGUCAGGUAAAAAAAAAAAAAAAAAAAACUAGUUAAGGGUAGAGCUAUAAAUGUGAAAAGGAGUUGGUAGUUGUAGUUUCUAUGCAUUUGGCCACAGUCUACCUCAGUGGGUGUUUGGAGGAAUCAGUUUGAGACUACAGCAUCUUUCUUCGUCUGUCAGUCUGUUGGUAUCCCUGUAGUUCAAAACAGAGGACAGGGACAGCCCCUUUAAAGAGAUUAAAAAGAUAAGACCCUGCGUGUUUCUCAACAUGCGUACUAACAUGCUCCGAGCACGCAAAUUGGACCACGAGAGGGUCGGUUUAUGAGUCCAAAUCAAAGUAUACAUAAUCUCGAAUGCGUACUCCGUUUUUAAAUAUUUUUGAAGCAUGCAUCGAUGCACACUUCAACAGAAAGUAUGCAAAGAAAUAUGACGCAACCACGUAAAAAAUGAUAUAACAUUUUUUUUUACAUCAAUGGAGGGCAUUAGUUCAGCUGAAGAGAGAGAAAAUACACAUCAACCUCGGAAUGAAAUGCAUAUUCACAUGUCAUAUGUUGCCAGACUACAAUAUUUUUUUCUUGAUACCUUCAUAAAUACCUGCUGUUUACCUGCCUACUUACAAUAGAUUGCAAGCCCAUAAUUAGUCAAUAGGGCUAACUGGCUAGCUACUACUGUUAUAUUUGUUUUAGAUCAUUUUUGCCUGUUAAACUAUCUGUUUAGUUACAUUAUUAUGAUUCGCAUAUAGCUGAUAGUUAUGAAGUAAAACGGUUGCUUUGUGUAUAUCUUGUUUCAUCUCUCAUGCCAUUGUCCUGGCUGGAAGACGGUUCAGUGAAUGGCUAAAUCCAUAGUAUGUCAAUAGGGCUAACUGGAUAACUAGCUAGCCACAAAGAAUUGGUAGCUACCCGUGAAAAAUGUACAUCUACCUGGCAUAACAUUAGUUUCAGGUCAUUUUUUGGUUAACUAGCUGGCUAGCUAGAUUAUUACGAUUCACAUAUCUAUCUGAUAACUAUGAAGUAAAACGUUUGCUUUGUGUAUAUCUCGUUUCGUCUAUUGCUGCCAUUGUCCUGGCUGAAAUACGUUUCAGUGAAUGGGGAGGUGAAGCGUAAGGUAAUAUACAGUUCAAGUCGGAAAUUUACACACACUUGGAAUUAAUCAUUCUCUCUACUAUUAAUCUGACAUUUCAAAUUCUUAACAUAAUGUGGUGAUCCUGACGGACCUAAAAAAUGAAUUUUUACUAGGAUUAAAUGUCAGGAAUUGUGAAAAACUGAGUUUAAAUGUAUUUGGCUAAGGUGUAUGUAAACUUCCGACUUCAACUGUAGUAGGGGGGAUGGCGAAUGCUUCUCUACACUCUCGUCCUCACAAGAACGUACUCGAGAACGUAAUCGGAGAAUGCACUCGGAGCAUGAGUGUGGAGUAGGGUAGAAUGCAUAUUGAGAAACACCCUGAUCAGAAUAAGAAGAAAGUAACACGUUUUGACCCAGUAAUUAUCCUGAUUAAGAACUUUUUUUCUCAUAUUCAAACUCUACAUUAUCUUAACAACCAAGUAGGUUAACCCCCAGUGUUGUGUGAAGCACAACCUCAAUGCGCUUUUAAAUGUUGCCCCAAACUUUAAUUUGACUGGAAAUGUAUUAGAACAGGUAUAUCAGUCAAGAAUGUAGUAAUAUGACAACCUUUUGACUGGUGAUUAAUUAUGAAAAAUGUGCGUUUUAGGUUCCCACUCCCAUUAUUUGAAUAGGCUUUCAGAUUCCAAAGCGUCAGGUUUCUUUUUGAAAUGAACAUAAUUUUUACAUACCCUGUAACAACGGUUAAUGUAAUAGCUGUUGUUACAUACCCGCUAGCUGAUAGUUGCUUUGUGAGCGAACUAGACUGCUUUGCUUUUGUGCAUUUAUUGUUCUAGGGAAGACUUGAUUUGAGCUUUUUUAUAGAAAUUCUGCAUCAAGACAGAGUAGUCCAAAUCAUGAUUGCAUAUUUCUUGAUCACAUAUCCAUAGUCUGCAAUAGCUCAGCCUUGGUCAUGCUUUUCACCAUUGACUCACCAUAGAUGAAAUCCUCAGUGUUGGUUUGUGUGGGUAUAUACACUACCGUUCAAAUGUUUGGGGUCACUUUGAAAUGUCCUUGUUUUUGAAAGAAAAACACUUUUUUUGUGUUCAUUAAGAUAACAUCAAAUUGAUCAGAAAUACAGUGUAGACGUUAGUUGUAAAUUACUAUUGUCGCUGGAAAUUGACAAUUUUGUUUGAAAUGGAAUAUCUACGUAGGCAUACGGAGGCCCAUUAUCAUCAACCAUCACUCCCGUGUUCCAAUGGCACGUUGUCUUAGCUAAUCCAAGUUUAUCAUUAUAAAAGGCUAAUUGAUCAUUAGAAAACCCUUUUUGCAAUUAUGUUAGCACAGCUGAAAACUGAUAUUCUGUUUAAGGAAGCAAUAAAACUGGCCUAUUUUAGACUAGUUGAGUAUCUGGAGCAUCAUUAAAUAAUGGUGCUCCAGAUACUCAACUAGUCUGAAAUAGGCCAUAGGUGUGUUCGAUUACAGGCUCAAAAUGCCCAGAAACAAAGAACUUUCUUCUGAAACUCAUCAGUCUAUUCUUGUUCUGAGAAAUGAAGGCUAUUCCAAGCUAGAAAUUGCCAAGAAACUGAAGAUCUCGUACAAAGCUGUGUACUAAUCCCUUCACAGAACAGCACAAACUGACUAACCAGAAUAGAAAGAGGAGUGGGAGACCCUGAGCAAGAGGACAACUAGUCUGAAGAAGGCCAGUUUUAUUGCUUCUUUAAUGAGCACAACAGAUUUCAGCUGUGCUACAUAAUUGCGAAAGGGUUUUCUAAUGAUCAAUUAGCCUUUUAAAAUGAUAAACUUGGAUUAGCUAAGACAGCAUGCCAUUGGAACACAGGAGUGUGUCUAGUGUGUGUAUAUAUAUAUCUCCCAGAGUCCCUGUUCUUCUCAGUCAAAUACGGAUAGCAUUUAGUCUCAAGGCCGUUUAAUGUAUCCUCCAGAAGUGUUUUUAUUUCUCUGUUCUGUUGUUUUCCCUUAAUGUUGUAUGUAUUUUUUUUCUACUGUGAAUAUCAAGAAAUGACCUUAUUGUUAUAUCAAUGCCAUGGAAUGGGUCUGUCUGGACACUGCAUGCCUCCGCUGGUCAAAGGACUAGAUUUGAACUUCUCAGGGAGGCACGUGUAUCGGGGGUUGGGUGAUGGAAGGAGCUUCCAACCUGUUUCUGACUGAAGUGCAAGUGCUCUUGGCAUCCUAGCAAAUCAUAUUUUAGGGGAGAUGUAGCUUAGAAGUUGUCAACAAACAACCACCCUCUUGCAAAUCAAAUGUUCAGCCUUUAAAGUUAAUGAUCUGAUUGUAUGCCUGUUAUCAUUGUGAUAUGUGGUGUUCACUGCCCCCAGCUGGCUGGAUGGGGGAAGUGCAGCAUCAGGACUCGAGUGUGUAGCCAGGGCUCUGUCCCAUAGUGCCUUGCUCAGACAGACUGCCCUCCUCCUGACGACACAGCCAGCCAGACCCUCAGUGCCAUGGACUGGACUAAUCUGGUCCGGACUGGACGGUCUCAUCUCCCAACGUCCCAGCAGGAUAAUACUGGAGUAUUAACGUAUUAUGCAUUCUAAGACAGGAGAUAAUUGUGUUCUGUACUCAUCGCUGCAGUGAGAAGGAUGCAACACAUCCCCUUUGCUUGGCUGGAUGAUUCAUGAUAUAACUGUAUUGGGAUAAUUGCUGUAUGUGGACGAUAUUCAUGGUUUCACCAAAAUGUUGAUCUUCUUGUCUCUACUGGUGCAAAGCUCUUGCUUGAAUUCUGCAUGAACCCAACCAUCCCCAGCUGAUUUAGUUUUUAAUUUAAUAGAAUUUUGUAUUUUGGCCAUCUCUUUGUUGAUGAUAGUCCAACACCCAAAGCACAUGGGAUCAUGUAUAAUUAGCAACUAUUGAUUGCAUGACAUGGGGAGAAUAGAACUCCCAUUUAAAAUAGUGGCAGAUAUCGGUGAAAAAUUGUAUCACUUGAUUUAGGGAAGUUUAGGUUUAGUUUGAAACUCAAAUCAAAUGUUAUUUGUCACAUGUCUAGUAAACAGCAGGAGUAGACUAACAGUGAAAUGCUUACUCACUCUGAUAACCUGAAAAUGGAGUUUGACAGAGCAUGCUAGUGCUGCAGCGCAGGUUGAGAACAAAGCAUUGUAUUAAUUUUAUUGUUUUAAAAAGAAAGUAUUACAUUUAGAGAUGUUUAUUUCUAUUCCUUUUGGGGGGGGGGGGGG